ACAAACAAAAAAUAUGGGGAAGCGGUCAGACAGGACUACAAAUUUUCCUUUUAUAUGGAAACGCCGUCAUUCGCGUCGCCUCAUUUUAUUGGCCACUUCUGCCCAAAAGGGGCGGGCCUAGGGCGAGGUUUGGGAAGCAAAAGUGUCAAUGUCAUUCAAACCUGGAUCGUUUCUAUCAAUCGAUUACAACAUCAUCUACAGAUAACGCGAGCCUGAGGAGACAGGCAGCUGCAGGUCAACGUUUGGAUUAAACCUAGUGAAGCAGAAGCUGCCGGUGGACUGGCUGUUCUCAGGAAUCAUGAACGCUCUCUCGGGUAAGAGUGUGCUGGCGCUGUGCAGGGUUUUUUCCAGUCCCCUGUCUCUCCCUCCUGCUAUCAUAGGGGCAGUGAGGGUCUGUCACUCAGGCGUGAACUCCAAGGGCACGGUGUUCACCAAAAAACGAGGCUAUGAUAUCACCAGGAACCCCCACUUGAACAAAGGCAUGGCGUUCACCCUGGAGGAGAGGUUACAGCUGGGUAUCCACGGCCUGCUGCCUCCCUGUUUCCUCUCUCAGGAUGUCCAAGUGCUUCGUGUCAUGAAGAGCUAUGAGACACGCAGUAACCCUCUUGACAAAUACAUAUUGCUGAUGACCCUGCAAGACAGAAAUGAGAAGCUUUUCUAUCGUGUGUUAACCUCUGACGUAGAGGAAUUUAUGCCUAUUGUCUACACUCCUACUGUGGGCCUGGCCUGCCAACAGUAUGGCCUUGCUUUCAGAAGACCAAGAGGGCUGUUUAUCACUAUCCAUGACAAGGGGCAUAUUGCCAGCAUGCUGAACUCAUGGCCGGAGCAAAACAUCAAGGCCAUAGUGGUGACGGAUGGAGAACGAAUCCUGGGAUUAGGAGACCUAGGCAGCUAUGGAAUGGGGAUCCCAGUGGGCAAACUAGCUCUGUAUACAGCAUGUGGAGGAGUGCCACCUCAGCAGUGCCUGCCUGUGCUGCUAGAUGUUGGCACUGAUAAUCAGACCCUCUUAGAUGACCCCUUGUACAUCGGCUUAAAGCACAAAAGAGUGAGGGGCAAAGAAUACGAUGACCUCAUUGACGAGUUCAUGCAAGCUGUCACCGACAAGUAUGGGAUGAAUUGCCUAAUUCAGUUUGAGGAUUUUGCCAACAGCAAUGCCUUUCGUAUUCUCAAUAAAUACCGCAACCAUUAUUGUACCUUUAAUGAUGAUAUCCAGGGCACCGCUUCUGUUGCUGUUGCUGGGGUCCUUGCUGCUCUUAAGAUUACAAAGAAUAAACUCUCUGACCACAAGUUCGUAUUUCAGGGAGCAGGAGAGGCCGCCUUAGGCAUUGCUCACUUAAUGAUAAUGGCCAUGGCCAAGGAAGGUGUACCUCAUGCUGAGGCUGUCAAGAGGAUUUGGAUGGUGGAUUCUAAAGGCUUAAUUGUCAAGGGCAGAAGUCAUCUGAACCAUGAGAAGGAAGAAUUUGCCCAAGAUCAUCCACACAUAAAGACUCUAGAGGAAGUGGUGGAAACCAUCAAGCCCACAGCUAUCAUUGGUGUGGCUGCUAUAAGUGGUGCUUUCACUGAGAAGAUCAUCAAGACCAUGGCUACUUUCAACGAACGCCCAAUUAUUUUUGCCCUCAGCAAUCCCACAAGCAAAGCUGAGUGCACAGCAGAGCAGUGUUACACACUCACUGAGGGAAGGGGCAUAUUUGCCAGCGGAAGCCCUUUUAAGAAAGUCACUUUGGCAGAUGGUCGUAGCUUCUACCCUGGCCAGGGAAACAAUGCUUAUGUGUUCCCUGGAGUAGCAUUGGGAGUCAUCGCCUGUGGUGUUCGCCACAUCUCGGAUAACAUUUUUCUUACUACAGCAGAGGCGAUUUCUGACAUGGUUACUGAGGAGCAUCUGGCUGAGGGCAGACUGUACCCCCCUCUGAAGACCAUCAGAGAAGUAUCCUUCAAAAUUGCUGUUAAGAUUGUAGACCAUGCCUACAAACAGGGCAUUGCCUCCUGGUACCCUGAACCCAAAGACAAAGAGGCCUUUAUUUUAUCCCAAGUCUAUAACUCUGACUACGACUCCUUCACUCUGGAUUCAUACAGCUGGCCCAAGGAUGCCAUGACAGUUCAGAACGUGUAGGUUAUUCAUCCACAGCCCACUAAAACGGAGAUACUCAUAUCAGUCUUAUGCCUUAUUUUUCCGUUUAUAAUCAUCUGAUGAUAUACACUCCAGCUCCAGGCCACCCAAUCCUAAAAGAGUAGCUGCUCCCACUGAUUUAACACAAGAUUUGAACCUAUAGCUGAGAAUCCGCAGAGGGCUAUCAGCGAUAAAUGAAUGCAGUGUUCAUUCAAGCUCAAAUUGUCUUCAGAACAGUGGCUCAAUUCAAAGGGAAAAAUGCAGCUAUGUUUAAAGUAGUAACAAGCACUUUCCCAAUUAAACAGGCUACUGAAUCAGUGAUCUUCUCCAGUUUAUUAGUUCGACAUUAGCUUUCUAUCUGUAAUUUCAUUUAUUUCUAACCAGUUAUCCACUCCAAGUAUUUAGCGCUCCUGCAAAUGCAAAUAUCAUUGUAGGGAGAAACUAUUUUUGUACAGCGACUCCUACGUGGAAAUAACAGACUGCCUGGGUUGAAUGUUUGUAUGAAAAGGGAUUUUCAUUAGUUAGGUAGGUAAAGUAGUUAUCCAGUUGUCUGCUGUGUGAAUUGACUCCUUUUGCAAUUCAUUUUUUUUUACAAGUUGUCUAUGCCAAAAUUUGUCCAAUUUUAAAUGCAUUAUUGACAUGUAGCAAUGAAUACUGGAAAUUGUUAGCUUGAGUGUAUCAGUUUAUUUAAGUGUCCACCUGAAAAGCAGGCUACAUAUGUGUUCAUUGCAGCAUGUGGAAUUGUUUUUAACUUUUCUCCUCAUUUAGAAAUAUGCUUUGCUUAUUAGUAACGCACAACUAUGGAAUUAUAUUUUCAGAUAUUCAAGGAGAUUUUGAAUAAACACUUC
Messenger RNA from Sinocyclocheilus anshuiensis, 2955 nucleotides. RefSeq names its product malic enzyme 3, NADP(+)-dependent, mitochondrial (gene me3). The record is from RefSeq and is a predicted model, not a curated record. Bases 299 to 2110 code for a protein of 603 amino acids. Gene Ontology annotation, molecular function: malate dehydrogenase (decarboxylating) (NADP+) activity; NAD binding. Gene Ontology annotation, cellular component: mitochondrion. Gene Ontology annotation, biological process: malate metabolic process; pyruvate metabolic process. Lineage: Eukaryota; Metazoa; Chordata; Actinopteri; Cypriniformes; Cyprinidae. The transcript has 15 exons.